Mauremys reevesii (Reeves's turtle) is the source of this 1634-nucleotide messenger RNA. RefSeq names its product biogenesis of lysosomal organelles complex 1 subunit 3 (gene BLOC1S3). Bases 618 to 1187 code for a protein of 189 amino acids. NCBI's taxonomy places the organism in Eukaryota, Metazoa, Chordata, Testudines, Geoemydidae. Gene Ontology annotation, cellular component: BLOC-1 complex. The transcript has 3 exons. The record is from RefSeq and is a predicted model, not a curated record.
CCACCUGCUUCUUGAAGACGGUUAACCACAGAUCCUUGCAGAGGAAUUUCAGGACAUCCAGCUCAUCCUUGAAUGACGGCAUCUCCUUUGUCAACCUUCAGCAGAAGGGGGAAAUCAGAGUGUUUGGACAAAUCCCCCAUGGAAUCAGCCACCCCAGCCUAGCCCAACAUCCAAAACUCUGCCAACAGACUCACCAGCUCACUCUGCAGGAGGAACUGCAGGAGGGCAGACAGCCCAAGCAAGGGGAGCCCAGAGCAAACGGUGCCAAAAUUAGAAGUGAAUCCAGCUUCAGGACCCCUGCCAUGUCCCAGCCCCUCCUGGGGCCUUCCCUCCCUGGUGCUCCAUUUCAGACUCUGAUUCACUCCCAGUUCACAGGGACCGCUUUGUACUGGGAGUCGCUCCUGCUGAUCUGUCCACCAUGUUAAGCUUCCUCCUCCACCUUCACUCCAUGAAUCUCCCACCCAACCCCGCCUGUGCUCUGGUACUCUGUACUCACCUCUCCGAGAGUCCUUGGCCCACUCGGAAACCCACUCCCUCCAGGGCAGCAAGACCUUUCUCCUGUUCCUGUCAAACACCACAGAUGAAAAGGCUCAGAAUGGGGUGGCUGAUGCCCAAGGAUGGCAGCGCCCCAGUACAAAGCAGUGGUUCAAGGGGAAGCAUCUGAGACCGAUUCCGAUGAAGAAGUUUAUCUGUCAUCCGUUCCCCAGGCCUCCUUUCCCAGCCUCUCUGGUGUGAAAGUCCUCGGGGAAGCGUCUGAGACAGAUGACGAAGACGAAGGGAGCCCAAGUGGGCACAAAGUCAGGUCUAAGCUAGUCGACCUGGACCUGCCUCCCCUGAUUGUCAUCAGGAAGGAGGAGCCAAGGUCUCCCGUGGGAAUAGAAGAGAAGCCCGCCCUUCGUAUCCAGCACCAGGGGCGCUAUAGCACCUUGCUGCAACAGAAGCUGAUUGAGAGCAAUGCCCGCUUGUGCUACGAUGUCAGCAGCACCAUCAAGCAGGUGUAUCAAAUGGCCACCAAGGAACUCGGCACCAUCACUGCACAGCUCAGCAACUCGCAGAGCGGCAUCAUCAAUGCCUCGCACAAUAUCCGCCUCGUUCUGGAUGACUUGCAAGCUGUGGCUGACAAGAUGGACAUCGUCACCAGCUGCAACCUGCUGCCUGAUAUCCAGAUGGAGCUGCCUCCUGCAUAACCUACCCCUUCUCUUGGAACUAGGGGAUCUGAGCUAUCCCGCUCCGUUGGCAGCUUGGAGUGCUGGGUUGGUUGGUUACUGAUGGGUACUGGCUUGUCACAAGGAGGGGAUGUGGAAUAUCAAAUGGAGCUGCUUUAGCCCUGAAGGGUCUUUGUAGUUUUGAUGACGACAAUACUGCCCAGCUAGUCCCAAGCGAAUUAAUGACCAAGAUCUCAGGGAACACCACUCCCAGCAUGCACAAAGGUCUCACGCAACUGCUGCUUAAUAGAACUGCUGUUAACAUUAUCAUGUGGCUGGAGCUAAUCCCAAGAAAUAAGUGCAGUGGGUGCGCUGUAAGGCCUGUGCUUUAGGGUAACACUUUCAGAGUAGUAUGCCCAGCACGUGUCUGAAGGCCAAGGACAGUGCCUGUCCCGUAGCUGAUGUCAGUAAACAGCUCCAAGCAUGGAA